AUGGUAUCUACCCUGCAAUCGUACCCCUACCCCCUCAACCCCUUAACCAGCCUGCACCCAGUUUGGGAUGAAAUUAUUGUACUGAUCUGGAUGAUCUGUAACCAGCUGAUAUCAAAAGAAUCAGGGGAGGGAUAUCUACUCGACGUCUCUGUGAAUUAUGAACCCUACACCCCAGACGAUUUAGACUGUUCGCUGGAUUAUAUACAUGUUGGUAACGAUGGUAACAAUAUAGAUCUGGAAAAGAUGACGUCAUAUAAAUAUUGUAAGACAUUAUACCGAGAGAAUGUUGUAUCGCGAUAUAAUUAUUUGUGGAUUGUCGUCAGUACGUCACGGGAACCUGCCAGGUUACAAUUUGAAGUCACAGCUCGACCAAAAGUUGAAUGUAACUCUACUAUGGAGUUUGAAUGCUCGCCAACACAAUGUAUACCAACAUCAGCUGUUUGUGACGGAACAGCAGAUUGUUAUAAUGGCAGAGACGAAUUCUGUAUGAAGCAAUACGAAGACAAUUCGUGUUUUUAUUGUUUUGAUGGCACGUGUAUCAACCCCGUCUUACCACGUUACCAUGACAACUGGGGUAAAGAACUGUGGUAUCUCUGUGAUGAAUACCAGCACUGUCAUGACGGCACGGAUGAGAGAAAAGAUAUAUGUUACCGUGUUGAUAGUCGAGUGGCAUCCAUGAUGUAUUGUGAACCCUCCAAAAACAGCACUGGUCAGUCAGUUCUAAUGUGGAACACCCUUCAAUGUGAUGGUAUACAACAUUGUAGAGAUGGUUCUGAUGAAUCCAAGGAGCGAUGUUCCGAUGGGAACGAGAAAGAGAGUAUUUAUAAACCAGUUUCUAUUAUAAUCAUCAUCUGUUUUCUUAUUUUCUCUAUCAUCGGAACAUUGGUAGCUCUUAAAGUCUAUAAAAGGCAGCAAAGAAAGAGAAUUAACAGUGAACUGAAUCAAAUAGAAACAACACAUCUUCAUUCAGAAUCAGAUACAUUAACUCAGAAGGUCUGUUCGAUUGCACAGACUACUGAUCCUGAUCAUUGUGAAUCUAUUAGUGAGGAUAGUUUGUCUCUGACCUCGUCCAAUCCUGGUACAUUGAAAAGUUAUCAGGAUGUGAAACUAGAGUGGGUUGAGCACCAGGAUGAUGGGACUGUAGAAUAUAUAGAUGAUAAUGGUGUUAGAUAUACUGAUUUAUAG
This is a messenger RNA of Lottia gigantea (owl limpet), 1185 nucleotides long. RefSeq lists its product as hypothetical. Gene Ontology annotation, cellular component: plasma membrane. Bases 1 to 1185 code for a protein of 394 amino acids. Gene Ontology annotation, molecular function: protein binding. NCBI's taxonomy places the organism in Eukaryota, Metazoa, Mollusca, Gastropoda, Lottiidae. The transcript is spliced from 7 exons. The record is from RefSeq and is a predicted model, not a curated record.